Zingiber officinale is the source of this 537-nucleotide messenger RNA. RefSeq lists its product as uncharacterized. The transcript is spliced from 4 exons. Lineage: Eukaryota; Viridiplantae; Streptophyta; Magnoliopsida; Zingiberales; Zingiberaceae. The coding region runs from base 1 to 537 and encodes 178 amino acids. The record is from RefSeq and is a predicted model, not a curated record.
AUGGAGUGGUUCAGAAAUUGGAACCAAUCACUUAUUGAGAGUCCAAAGCCAGAAAUAGGAAGAUGCAAUGAAGUUAGUUCAGAAGAUCACAAUUUCAAACAACAGACAAUUAUCCCAAGAGAUUGUCGGUUCACAUAUGAAGAUAUAAAGACUAUCACAAACAACUUCAAAAGAGUAAUUGUGACAUAUUUUAUUGGAGGAUUUGGAACUGUUGCGUGGGUGGAUGUGAAGGAAUAUGAGACCAUAAAACCCGAUAAGAUUGCUGCUGAGAGUGGAGAUCAAAAUUUGAAGGAACUUAAUGCAAUGUUUUCGAAGAAACUUAAAGAUAUCUUAUCAACAAAAGUUGAGAUAGAUGAUGCUGCCUUCAUAUCUGUAGAUAGUAAAGGCACUGAUGUUCGGGUUCGACAAGGCGCACAGUUUAGCAUUCGAAGGAUAUCCUUCGAGGCUGAACGUGAAAUUCAAAGUCUGGAUGAUGCAAAAGCUGCUCUUGUAAUGAUAAUAAAAAGGCAUCGCAAGUCGAAAUCCUCAACCGAAUAA